CACGGAGUGCUGCGUUCAGGACUUCACCGCCACAGUUUUCCAUUUUUGUAAGUUUGCAAGUUGCAGAACUUAUGAUAGGACACUAAACAAGUUCACAGCAAGUUAAUCGGGCUGAAGUUGCUCUCUUAAAGUCGGGAAGAUGACUUUUUGCGAGACCUGGUGUGUUGUACUCCUGCUGCCUCUGCUGAUAUCAGCCCAGUAUCAAGGGGACAACGGAAUAGUCGUCCCGGAGCACGGAUUUUGUCAGCCGAUCUCAAUACCUCUGUGCACGGACAUCGCCUAUAACCAAACCAUCAUGCCAAAUUUAGUGGGCCAUUACAACCAGGAGGACGCAGGGCUCGAGGUGCACCAGUUUUACCCUCUUGUAAAGGUACAGUGCUCGCCGGAGUUGAAAUUCUUCCUGUGCUCCAUGUACGCGCCUGUGUGCACAGUUUUGGAGAAGGCCAUUCCUCCCUGUAGGUCAAUCUGCGAGAGAGCCAAGCAGGGCUGCGAGGCUCUCAUGAACAAGUUUGGCUUUCAGUGGCCGGACCGCCUGCGCUGCGAAAACUUCCCUGUGCUGGGAGACGGACAGAUCUGUGUGGGCCAAAACGAUUCCUCCACCGCCACCGUCCCACCCCUCACAUCUGUCCCGGGGACCCAGGACCUCACCAUGGCCCCCAGACAUGAGAGGCCUUUCCGUUGCCCACCAGUUCUCAAAGUACCAACAUAUUUGAAUUAUAAGUUUUUAGAGGAGAAAGACUGUGCAGCUCCCUGUGACCCCUCGAGGAGCGGUGGGUACAUGUUUUUCACUGACAAAGAAAUUCAUUUCUCCCGCAUAUGGAUUCUGGUCUGGUCUGUGUUAUGUUGUGCAUCUACAUUAUUCACAGUUACCACCUAUUUAGUGGACAUGCAGCGCUUCCGGUACCCUGAGCGACCUAUCAUCUUCCUGUCUGGCUGCUACACUAUGGUCUCCAUAGCCUACAUAGCUGGCUACUUCCUGGGAGACAAAGUGGUGUGCAAUGACAGCUUCACCCCAGAGGGCUAUAAAACCAUCGUCCAAGGCACCAAAAAAGAAGGCUGCACCAUCCUCUUCAUGAUGCUCUAUUUCUUCAGCAUGGCCAGCUCCAUCUGGUGGGUCAUCCUGUCUCUCACCUGGUUCCUGGCAGCAGGUAUGAAGUGGGGCCAUGAGGCCAUUGAGGCCAACUCUCAAUAUUUUCAUUUGGCAGCCUGGGCAGUGCCGGCCGUCAAGACCAUCAGCAUCCUGGCCAUCGGGCAGAUCGAGGGCGAUGUGCUCAGUGGCGUCUGCUUCGUCAGUCUCAGCAGCCUGGACCCUCUACGAGGCUUUGUGUUGGCCCCUCUCUUCAUUUAUCUCUUCAUCGGUACCUCUUUCCUGCUGGCCGGCUUUGUGUCACUGUUCCGAAUCCGCACCAUUAUGAAACAUGAUGGCACCAAGACAGAGAAGCUGGAGCGACUGAUGGUGCGGAUUGGGGUCUUCAGCGUGCUCUACACCGUCCCUGCCACCAUUGUUAUAGCCUGCGUCUUCUACGAGCAGGCCUUCCGCUCCCACUGGGAGCGCAGCUGGGUCAGCCAUAACUGCAGAGGCCUGGCCAUCCCCUGCCCCAUGCAGACCGGGCCACGCAUGACUCCAGACUUUACUGUCUACAUGAUCAAGUACCUGAUGACUCUGAUAGUGGGUAUCACUUCUGGUUUCUGGAUCUGGUCUGGGAAAACUCUACACUCCUGGCAUAAGUUUUACACAAGGCUGACGAAUGGCAAACAGGGAGAGACCACUGUGUAGAAUAAAGGGACAUCCAAAUGUUGCUGGGACUAGUUUGUGUAUUAUUACCUGUUACCUCGUGUCAUAGGUAAGUAGCACAGUGAGGAGCUAUAGGUUCUUACAGCAUUUGUAUUCACCUCAUCUUUUAUAGCCACACAUGCAUGCCAAACUGAGGGUCAGGGGUUUGACAAAAGGGCAAGCUGUAUAAACAUGGACUGAGCCUGACUGUCUGAACAAAUAACAAGCAUGGCUAUGGAUGCCAUGUGCUGAAAUGCUCUCCCUCCCCCUCUCUUAAAACCACCAUAAGCUCAAGGGGAGUGAUGAUCCAGCAGCCAAGAACAGAGAGCGAGCAGAAGGGGAACGAGCGCUGGACGAGUUCUGCUUUAUUCUCUCUGUAAACAUUUCAUAAUGUAAUUAAAUGAAAUUGUAAAUAGUAUUUGUAAAAACAUGAAAUUCUAUAUUUGUAUUUAUAAGUAAAUACUUUUCCUUAUCUGCUAGUGUACCUGCUUUACUUUUGCACUGUAAGAAAGCCACAUAUCGUAGAUGUAAACAUACUCUUUUUUUAUUCAUUGCUGGUUAUAAAUCACGUUGUUUUUGUAUGGAUUAAAAGAACAUUUCACACUCUG
This is a messenger RNA of Cottoperca gobio, 2382 nucleotides long. RefSeq names its product frizzled class receptor 2 (gene fzd2). The coding region runs from base 140 to 1777 and encodes 545 amino acids. The record is from RefSeq and is a predicted model, not a curated record. Gene Ontology annotation, cellular component: plasma membrane. Lineage: Eukaryota; Metazoa; Chordata; Actinopteri; Perciformes; Bovichtidae. The transcript has a single exon. Gene Ontology annotation, molecular function: Wnt receptor activity; Wnt-protein binding. Gene Ontology annotation, biological process: non-canonical Wnt signaling pathway; canonical Wnt signaling pathway.